AUGAGCAAGGCAGCGAGGCAUGAGGUCAGCGGUGGUGGACAUGCGCACUCACCGCAGGGCGCCCUUUGGCACAAGGGAAAAAGCGCCAUCCCGCCGACGCGCCGCCGUGCGGUUUUUGAUGGUAGGCGGAGCUGGGAUAAGCGCCUUCCUCCUGCUGCUGCGUGGCGACGGCGCUGCGCGGCCUGGCUUGCACCCGCUGCUGCCGGUGCGCGGCCUACGACACUGCUGAGCUCUUCGGCAUCCACCACGAGCCCCUCGAUGGCAUCCAAGCUGGAAGUGGAUAGGUAUGGAGUCCCGCAGUAUGCGGGCGAGGCUGACCUCUUCGAGGAAUACUGUGAGCGAGCUUGGGAUCUAUGGCAUGGCCGCGAAGGCCAAGAGACGAUGCAGCUCGCCUCCCCGGUUCAUCUCAGAGCCGGCCUGUCAGGAGCAGCCUAUGAGGCAGUCCGGAAGCUCGAGCACACCAAGCUCAAGACCAAAGACGACAAGGGCAGUCCUACAGACGCUGGAAUGCGCCUCUUCCUGGAGACCCUUCGCGAGAACAUCGCAGCAACUCUUCCUCAAAGCACUACAGAGACGAUGCAGCAGUUCAUCAUCCGCCGUGAGCAAGAGUUCCAAAUGCUCGAGGAGACCCUGUCAGGUGGAGGAGUCCCUGACCACAUCAGGGCAAUGAUGCUGCUGUUGUUCGCCGGCCUGGACCACAAAGAGCAGCUCAACGUGUUGUCCAGCUGCGGCAACGACUAUGACUUCAAGAAGAUCUCCCAUGCACUGAGGCUCCAAUUCCCGAACUCCGUCGGCAAGGUCACCGCUCGUGGCAAGAGCUAUGCCAUGGCCGUUGAUGGAGACGACUACUAUGAGGACCAGCCUGAUGAGGACGCCUUCAUUGAAGACACUGCUCAACCCGAGGAGGAGGACGCCUUCUAUGAGGACAACACUCCAUACAGCUACUCCGACGAUGAGACCCUUGACACCUACCUCCAGGACUUCCCAGAAGAGGAUAUGGAGUUGGCUGAAGCACUUGCUACCGCCAUCCAGAACAAGCGCAAGAAGAAGACACCUUCUUCCACAUCCUCGAGCACUACCAACAGCUUCCCGUUCAAGGCCCAAGGCGAGAUGUCAUUUGACGCCAAGGCCAGAGAGAACAGGAAGAAUGCCGUGAAGUUCCUGAAGUCCGUGACCCCCUGCACCAGUUGCGGCCGCAAGGGCCAUUGGCAGGGUGAUGAUGAAUGUCCCAACACCCGGAAGAAGGGAAAAGGAAAAGGGAAGAAAGGCUCAUCGCCGAAGAAGAAGCCCUCCAGCACCUUCUUUGUGCUCCAUGACACGCUCGAGUCCGAGGAUGAGAAACCUCAGACUGGUGACACCAUGACUGGCUAUGUCCAUGUCUCCAACGCCUCUCCGCAGUAUGUGUACACCCAAGAGCCCAAUGCACUUGCCGGGAAUGUCAUGACCCCGGAAUAUGACAAGAUCCCUGCGUAUGUCACCACCAAAGAGCCCAUGGACGUUGCAGAGAAUGCCAUCGCCAAGUUUCAUUCCAAUGCCACUCCUGAGUAUGUCCUCGCCACUACCGAGCUCUAUGGUGGCGAUGUGAGAAAGGAGGGCAGUUUCACCGAUUGCCUUGCAACAUCAGCGCACCACGAAGUGCUGAUGGUACUGAAAGAAGUCCCUAUGUGUGAGCAUUGCAGCUACAAUGGCGGCAACGAGAACAAGUACUUCCGUGGCGCCAACGGCCACUGUCGCUACCUGACCUGCAAGGAGCGCGAGUGCGACAAGACUGUUCUCUCCUGCAGACGAAAGGAACCAGCCGAACUAUGGCGCUACCUGGUCGUUGUGGCCCUGUGCACCAAGUUCGGAACAGCAGCACGAUCUCGCGAGUUGUUCUCCAAUGUCUGCAGAGUUCGAGGUGAAGCACUUGAAGAACGUGAGAAGAAAGCAGCCAUGAGGCCGACCAAGCCUCCAACAGCUCCAGGAUCGCCAUCAUGGUUCCUUGUUGAGCCUUCACCAUCUUCACCAGCUUCAUCGCCGUCUACCAGUACAACUGGUUAUCCAAGAGCCCGCAUUUUGCGGCGCCAAGAGCCCAUCAUCUUGCUAUAUGGGAUAAGCCUCUCAGCAUCACAAGAUCUACCACCAUUUCCUGACUUGGGAGAGGAGGACAACGACAUCCUCCAGCGACUACCUUCAGAUCAUUCCAUCCUCAGCACGGACACGCCCUAUGCUGGAAUGACCUUUAUGCAAGUGGCAUCAUCAGCUGAGAGCUCCUGGUUUUGCAGCCAUGUGAUUGGGCAGGUCCUUGAGAACAAAGCAGCCAUGACACCCGAGCAGUACCGCUUCGCCUUCUACCUCUAUGGGCGGCUACGUUUGGUGCACGCUGCUGGAACAAGGCUCCUGAAAGCUGGGAAAGAGCCAAACCCUGGAAAGCGUGUCAUGUCUCCUGAUGACAUGGUCACCCAAAGAUGCAUCUGUGUUCCGCUGUCAGCUGAUCCCACCGGUGCAUAUGAGAGCCUGAGUGUCCAUGACUGUGAAGUCAUGAUGGUCACCGCAGACGAGGAUGAAGACCACAACCUCGCCAUGGCCUACCUCGCACCUCCUAAUAAUCCACCUGGUCUCGCUAUUUUGGACUCUGGCUGCGCCAGGACUAUGCGUGGCACUUCCUGGGCGAGGGCAUUCGAAGCAGAGCUCCAAAAGAUGGGCCUCACUCCAAAGAGUCGAUCGAAGACACAGGCAUUCAAGGGCAUCGGAGGCCAGCUCAAAAGCGACGCUGUCAAGGUCUUCCCCGUCGGCGUUGCCAAGAUCCACGGUGAACUCCACUCAGCUGAGACUUCAAGCAACGCACCACUCUUGCUGUCUCGACCAUUUAUGCAAGAGCUUGGCACCGUGAUUGACAUCGGCAACAGCACUGUUAGCUUCACCAGCAUUGACGUCAAGAACCUGCCACUCCUCCGCACGUCUCGCGGACAUCUGGCAAUCAGCCUCUUGGACUUCGACAUGGAGAACAUCUCCGAAUUCGUGGACUAUGACCAGCAAGAAGCCCUGCUACAAGAGAGUCCACCUCAAUCUCCCGACAUAUGGGAAGCAGUGAAGGAAGGUCGUGACCUGAAUCAACAUCUUCUCGACCGCCUUGGACCAGAUGAGUGUUCAGCCCCGGACUAUGUACCUGAAGGCUGGAAUCCGGAUGAUUGGCAAGAGCAUGUCGACUUCCUCGACACCAUGAAGCAGGACGUCCAAAACUGGGAGAGCUAUUGCGCUCGCUUUGCUGCAGGAUCCGGAGAACCGCCUCCGAACAACAUCCCUGAUCCUGAAGAUGUCCGAGCUCAUGGACGACACUCAGAUGAUCCAAAGCACUUCGAGCAUUCAUCGCAAGACGAACUACAUCCAAGAAGGCCAAGAAGCUUGAGCCACUUUCCACCUCACUGGAUGGUGAUGACUGGCACCACUUCCAGGUCAUCACUGGAAAAGCAACAGCUCCAAGAAAACCUCCCUAUGGGAAAACAUGGAUGA
Durusdinium trenchii is the source of this 3492-nucleotide messenger RNA. NCBI's taxonomy places the organism in Eukaryota, Dinophyceae, Suessiales, Symbiodiniaceae. The record is from the annotation of a GenBank genome assembly.